CUCGCGAUCCUAACCUCGAGGGGGCCUCUUUCAGCUGAACUGUCUUCGUGCUGCACAGCUUCCUCUUUUGGGCAGGACUCUGAUCCAGACUGAGUGGAAGGCAGCGUCACUUUGCAAGGAAUCUUGCCCAGGGAUCUUCGCCCAGCGCUGACUUGCACAUUACCUCCUUCUCAACGGAGAGCGUUCCGGUUAAACUCUGUAAACGAGAGACCGGGACAUGGCAGCGAUCAUGGGGGGUAGCCGCUUGCUCCGGAUUGCCUUCAGUCGUUGCCCGCGACCCUCUGCAAGUGUCAACGAGAGGACCGCAGCCGGGAUGAAAGGUUCUCCCCGGGGCUUGGACCCGAACAAGAUCCGGACGUUUCACGCUACUUCCCCAGCACGGAACAUCAGCUCAUUCCUGCCGGAGUCCAGUUCUUUCCCUGGGGUAAAAUCUUACGCCGACCUGUUGGACUUCGCCAUCAGAGAUCCCGAAACCUUCUGGGGGACUCUGGCCAAGGAGAGACUCUUGUGGAACCGGCUCUUUCAGCGGGUUCACGAUUGUGAUUUUAGCAAAGGCUCGAUCGCCUGGUUCCUGGGAGGACAACUCAACGUGUCAGUGAAUUGCUUAGAUCGUCAUGCCAACCAGUACCCCAACAGAGUGGCUUUGAUCUGGGAGAGAGAUGAACCAGGCACAGAAAUAAGGAUUACUUACAGGGAACUUUUGGAGACCACGUGUCGACUGGCUAACACUUUGAAGCGUCAUGGGGUGCAGAAAGGGGACAGAGUCGCAAUCUAUCUCCCAGUAUCUCCUAUUGGUAUAGCUUCAAUGUUGGCUUGUGCUAGGAUUGGUGCCGUGCAUACAGUAGUCUUUGCAGGUUUUAGCAGCCAUGCACUGAGUGAAAGGAUCUCUGAUGCCCAAUGCAAGGCUGUUAUCACCUGCAAUCAAGGAGUACGUGGUGGUCGUGUUAUUGAGCUGAAGAAGAUGGUGGAUGAGGCAGUAAAGUCAUGUCCCACAGUAAAAUGCAUCUUUGUGGCACAGAGAACAGACGGCAAAGUUCCAAUGAGCAAUAUCGAUAUACCGCUUGAAGAAGAGAUGGAGAAAGAGGAGCCGGUGUGUGAACCUGUGUCCAUGGACAGUGAGGACCUGCUCUUCUUGCUGUAUACUUCUGGAAGCACAGGAAAACCCAAGGGCCUAGUCCAUACACAAGCUGGCUAUCUGCUAUAUACAUCUAUUACCCACAAGUAUGUCUUUGAUUAUCAAGAAGGUGAUAUUUUUGGCUGUAUGGCAGACAUUGGCUGGAUUACAGGGCACAGUUAUGUGGCCUAUGGCCCACUCUGCAAUGGUGGCACGACUGUACUAUUUGAAAGCACUCCUAUCUACCCAAAUCCAGGUAGAUACUGGGAAACUGUGCAGCGGUUACAAAUCAAUCAGUUUUAUGGGGCUCCAACGGCCAUUCGUCUGCUGCUGAAAUAUGGAGACAGCUGGGUGUCCAAAUACGAUCGGUCAUCCUUGAAAACACUAGGCACAGUAGGGGAACCUAUUAACCACGAAGCCUGGGAGUGGUUCUGGAAGGUUGUGGGAGAUGGCCGAUGUACCCUUGUGGAUACCUGGUGGCAGACAGAAACGGGUGGUGUUUGCAUCUCUCCACGGCCUUCAGAGGAAGGAGCAAAGAUUUUGCCUUCUAUGGCUAUGAGACCAUUCUUUGGGAUACAGCUUGCUAUAAUGGAUGAGAAGGGGCGGAAGCUCUACUUCAGUAAACUCUUACUCAGCUCGUGAAGGGGAAUGUCUAUUUCUGUGAAGGUUACAUUAGAAGGCAUUAUGGUUGAAUAUUCGAGCCCCAACAACUUUGUACGUAGACAGUUCGGUCUGGCUUCCUGGCCAGAGCUAGUGAACUGAAAGUACUUGGUGACAUCAUGACCUUCAGUCAAUCAACUCUAAAAGAUCUGCACUCAGAAUGUAGAAAUCAAUAGUUGGGUAACAUUUUUUACCCAUUACUUGUUUCUCUAACUGGUCUAUCCUGAUAUUUAUACUUCUCAAGAGCUCCCUCCCACCAUAAUUCAUCAAAGUCUAUUAGCACAUCAUUCUUUUGC
Chiloscyllium plagiosum (whitespotted bambooshark) is the source of this 2070-nucleotide messenger RNA. The record is from RefSeq and is a predicted model, not a curated record. Lineage: Eukaryota; Metazoa; Chordata; Chondrichthyes; Orectolobiformes; Hemiscylliidae.